CGUCGACCCGUAGAGGAUCUCUUCCCGUGAUAGCGUAAGAAGCUGGACCCUCGUUGACUUCCCUUCUCGACGUCGAGGCGAAGGAGGAGCCAGGGCAUUUUGGAGUAGGAGGAGGAGCUUCAUGGAGGGUUCUCUUAGGGUCCUCCUUUCUUAUCAAGUGGCGGGAUUGGCAGUGCUCCCACUCCUGGUCAGCGCCAUUAAGAGAAAUUUUGAAUAUUAUGGCUGCACUUUUUAUACUUUCUGUUAAUCUUUAGUUAAGGAAACAUUUUCAAGAAUUCAGUAAUAAUGCCCAGGGAUAAUGUAUUCUUUUUUUUUUUUUUUUUUUUUUUUUUUUUUAUAAAGGUCUUGAUUCCAUUUGUUACUUUGUCGUAUCUCCUUCUUUACAGAAGGGAGACAGAGGGUAAAAGACUAAUGAAUGAUAAGUCUAAAAACAAACAAAAAGAUAACCUCACGAAUUAGAAAACAGUAAUCAACUAAUAAUUUCCUAGAAAAUGAAAACUUACGCUCGCUUUUUAAAAGUCAGUGUUGUUGCAGAGAACUGCUUCCUGUCCUUUGCAGGAUCCCCGACUCCGAACAUACACAUAUGUCACAGCCUGACCUGCCCUGGACAGGACGGCUUCUACGCGCACCCGACCUUCUGCACAGAUUACGUCCACUGCGUUGCCGGCGUCCCAUAUGUCAAGAGAUGCCCCUCCAACCUGAACUUCAAUGCGGUGAAAGGGGCGUGUGACCACCCGAGGGACGCCCACUGCGCGCCCUUCAAGAAGUCAUGCGAGCUGACGAUCCCCUUCGUCCCAGGAGGCGUGACAGACGACCUCGUGACGUGUGACUGCGAAGGCCCCUGCAUCAAGCCGCACCCGUAUAACUGCGAUGCCUUUUACCACUGCGACGCUGUCAGUACCUGCAAUCUCUUUGUUCUCUUUUUCUUACUCUGUCCGUGCUGUCACUUAGUGACAAUGAAUUCAUUUACUCAGAAUCUAGAUCUAGUACGUUUCUUCCUCUCUAGCCGUCUGCCUGCUUCACUCUCCUGAAUUCUUUCUCCCUCUUUCCUAUCAACAGGGAAUAU
Molecule: messenger RNA, 1066 nt
Organism: Penaeus monodon (black tiger shrimp)
Lineage: Eukaryota; Metazoa; Arthropoda; Malacostraca; Decapoda; Penaeidae
Product: peritrophin-1-like
Exons: 2
Coding region: 492-1031 (179 amino acids)
Cellular component (GO): extracellular region
Molecular function (GO): chitin binding
Source: RefSeq, a predicted model, not a curated record